GGAAUUGUUCCUCCUGGUCUCACAGAAAAUGAGUUAUGGAGAGCAAAAUACAUCUAUGAUUCAGCUUUUCAUCCCGACACUGGUGAAAAGAUGAUUUUGAUAGGCAGAAUGUCAGCUCAGGUUCCAAUGAACAUGACCAUCACAGGUUGUAUGAUGACGUUUUAUAGGACCACGCCGGCGGUGCUGUUCUGGCAGUGGAUUAACCAGUCCUUCAAUGCCGUGGUCAAUUACACCAACAGAAGUGGAGACGCUCCCCUCACUGUAAAUGAAUUGGGAACAGCUUAUGUUUCCGCCACAACUGGAGCCGUAGCAACAGCUCUGGGACUCAAUGCAUUGACCAAGCACGUCUCACCACUCAUAGGACGUUUUGUUCCCUUUGCUGCGGUAGCUGCUGCUAAUUGCAUUAAUAUCCCGUUAAUGAGGCAAAGGGAACUCAAAGUCGGCAUUCCCGUCACAGAUGAGAGUGGGAACCGCUUGGGCGAGUCGGCCAAUGCUGCAAAACAAGCCAUCACACAAGUGGUCGUCUCCAGGAUUCUCAUGGCAGCCCCGGGCAUGGCCAUCCCUCCAUUUAUCAUGAACACUUUGGAGAAGAAAGCCUUCCUAAAGAGGUUCCCGUGGAUGAGUGCACCUAUUCAAGUUGGAUUAGUUGGCUUUUGUUUGGUGUUUGCUACGCCGCUGUGUUGUGCUCUGUUUCCUCAGAAAAGUUCCAUGUCUGUGACGAGCUUGGAGGCUGAGCUGCAAGCCAAGAUCCGAGAGACCUAUCCUGAAUUACGGCGCGUGUACUUUAACAAGGGAUUAUAAAAUAGGGGAAGAAACUCUACAGCUUGUCCCGCCUGCUGCAGACCUGGUGAGGAGAAGCCUGUUCAACCCGGGUUCGCCCAGUGACAGAAACCUUUUCAAGAUCCACAUUAGCCUUUUAGAGUCAAGCUGCCACCUACAGCACGGCACCGGUGUGGGCCUGGCGCCCGACACCCGUGGCUCCCUUACAUUUGAAUCACGGUGUAAUUUACAAAAAUACCCUUCCUGUAGCUUUUAUAGUAAUUGUUUUUCAAAGACAAUAUACCAGCCCUCCCCCAGAGUUUUAAAAAGCACUGUUAGGCAUAGAGUAGAUGUUCAGUAUAUACUCAAUAAAUACUUACUGAUUAUCAGUGAGCGAAAAGGAAAUCUGUUUGAAAUACUGAAUGUUUAUCCUGUUCUUGUUUCAAAUCACUCAGCAGUGAUUUGGGAAAACACAAAGCUCUGAGGCUAAGCUGUAAAAAACUGGACUCAUAACAUUAAGGGAACUUUACUUCCAGUCUGGGCAGUGGGCAACCCCAACUAAGUGACAUGUCUUUUGGAUUUGUAGGAUUGAAAGCUCCCCCAUGUACUUCCCGAAAGGCACGGUAAUAGACAAGUGUAAUGAGCUGUUCCUGCCGGCCACGAUUAUGUGCAUUCACAUUGCUGGGGGAUUUCUUGAUUGACUUCUAAAUUUUUUCUGUUUUACAUUCUUACGAAGUUCAUCUUACCUUGCACUUGCUGACCUUAGAUUCGGUUAUUUACACCAAAUAAUCAAAUCACAGAAAUGUUACACGUGGAAGUAUAUUCAAUACCAGUGCUGUGUGACUGGGUUGGAUCUGGUUUGUUUGAUUCUUUAGAAGUGAGAGCCCAGCUCCAGCUAGCUACAUGUGUUGGUCAUUCUUCUAGAUCUCCUUGGCUUUCAGAAAGAUGCAGAAAUGUUGUGUAUGUGAAUCAGUGACUAAAUGAAUUUUCCUUGACUAUUGUCUAUUGCAUUCUACCCUGUUUGAAAAUAACGAAUCCGUGGGCCACUGUUUACAUCAUCUGUAGUAGCUUCACCUAUUUUUAACGUAACAGGUUAUGUUUCACGUCUGUCGAUGUUCCAGGCAUAUGCUAGGUGGUUUGUUCUGUUGAGUGAAGACCACUCAGUUUCACUUGUAAUUCAGAGACUUGUAAGUGGGGGGGGAAAUGUAGAAGCUAUGUUUCGACAGAUUUUUCCUGACGAUGUGACCAGUCUGUAUUUCCUCAUAAAGAAAAAGGGUGUGCCUUGGGUCCGUGUUUCUCUUUUUCCUCUGAAAGGAUUAUGGAUCUGAAGCUUGGGGGCACCUCGAGCCUUCCUUUGUGCCACCAGAAUUUUCUCUUUGAGAUUUUCUGUCUUAAACCAUUUGAGGCAAAUUGGUUCCCCAUGACAUUCUGAUGUAUUUUGUUGCCGUAGAGGCUUCUCUUUAAAUAGCGGUAAGAGCCUGAAAUUGAAGGCAGAUCUCCAUGAGGUGCUGAAAGGGUGGUUUUUAACCUAACUAAGCGCUGACGCCAACCCCACCUGCCCCAGCUAAUCUCAGAAUUCUCACCGCCCCCUCCCCCAUGAACUGUUAGGUCCCUUUCAGAAUCCUAACCUUCAUUGAGAAUCAGCUAGCAACUGGCUUGACGCUUGAUGAACUAACCAAAAUUUUGUACACGCCAGGAAGGUAGGACCAAAGCACUGUUGUAGAAGGGAUAAUGAACAUGGAGAUGUGUCUUUUUAAACACUUACUGAGGCUUCCAACCCCUGAUGCUUUUAUAUAGAAAUAUUAACUGUAUCAUUUAAUCGUGGUUUAUAAAAAGGAACAAAUGAACCAAGAUUGGCAAUUUCGCUGAUCUCUUAGAAAUAUCUUUUCUGGAGAAAAGUCCACAUGAAGUGCAAUGAGCUUAUAAAGGUAAAUAGUUGUUCAUAUUUCUGGUCACGUGAUAAUUACGAUUGUACGUAUUACUGACUGGCAGAUCUUAUUACUUCAGUAUUAGCACGGUGUCUUGCCAGUGUUGGAGUCAAUGUAUUAUUUCCGUUCAACUGGAUGAAAUGUUAAAUAAACUCAGAAUGAAAAUAAAUUCUCUCUCAUUUGUAUGUAAAGGGCGAUGCGGUUUUUGUGUUACAGUCGAUGGUACUUUCGUUCAGACUUAACAUCUGGGUACCAUCAGGAACUCCUAAUGAGGAAACAGUUUUCUGUGGUGCCUUUGGCAGGAAAUGUUUUCCUGUGUGGGGCUACCAGUCUUCCACCUUCUCGAACACCAUAUGCGCCGGGCACCCACCCUCUGCCCCCCGCCCCGUGGUGUCAUUCCCGGAACGUUUGUUAUGAGCACGGGGGGGUUGGGGGGCGGGGGGAUGUCCCACUGCACAUGGUUGGUGAGGUGCAUUUGCUUUCAUACUGUUUGUCAGCUGCUAAUGUGGAACUAGCAUUUUCUGUUGUUCAGAGAGAAAAUCUAAGUUAACCCAAGAUUGGGGAGCGCCUUAUUAACAGACUCAUAAAAGAUUGCGCAUUGUAA
Messenger RNA from Lynx canadensis (Canada lynx), 3291 nucleotides. It is a transcript of the gene SFXN1, whose product is annotated as sideroflexin 1. Gene Ontology annotation, molecular function: monoatomic ion transmembrane transporter activity. The record is from RefSeq and is a predicted model, not a curated record. NCBI's taxonomy places the organism in Eukaryota, Metazoa, Chordata, Mammalia, Carnivora, Felidae. The coding region runs from base 91 to 801 and encodes 236 amino acids. The transcript has 9 exons. Gene Ontology annotation, biological process: monoatomic ion transport; serine import into mitochondrion. Gene Ontology annotation, cellular component: mitochondrial inner membrane.